AUGGCAGAUUUGCCUAAGGAGCGCAUUCAGGCCUCACGAGCCUUCAUCGUCACAGGAGUGGACUACUGUGGUCCAUUUUAUUUCAAACCCGAAAUCCGCAACAAGUCACCUCAGAAAUGUUACAUCAGCGUCUUCAUCUGUUUCGCAACCAAGGCCGUGUGGAUGAAGCUAGUGAGGGACCUUUCAACAGGUGCUUUCUUAGGGGCUCUCAAGCGAUUUACGGCAACACGCGGCAUGCCAAGCUGUAUUUGGUCAGACAACGCAACCAAUUUCGUAGGUGCUAAGAACGAGUUGAGGGACCUAAAACGCUUACUCCUAAGUGAAGAGCACCGCAGCAAGGUUCACGUUCACUGCCUCAACAAUGGUUUCGACUGGCGAUUCAUACCACCUCGUUCACCACAUUUCGGCGGCUUGUGGGAAGCCGCAGUAAAAAUGGCUAAACAACACCUGUACCGCACUCUUGGCUCUGCAAUUCUUGGUUUCGAUGAACUACGUACUUUGGUAUGUCAAAUCUCCGCUAUAAUUAACUCUCGACCUCUUGUACCUCUUUCAGAAAAUCCAGAAGACCUUGAUGCUUUAACUCCAGGUCAUUUUCUUAUUGGCGGCCCGCUUACAGCUGCUCCUGAGCCUAACAUCACGCAUUUGAACUACAAUCGACUCGGCCGCUGGCAGCGUGUCACAUACUUCCAACAACUAUUUUGGAAACGAUGGAGCGAAGAAUACCUCACUCUUCUUCAACAAAGAGCAAAAUGGCGCACCCCUCACCCCAAUGUGCAAAUCAACGAUAUUGUAUGCAUCAAAGAUGAAAAUUCAGCGCCUCUUAAGUGGCCUCUUGCACGCGUCAUCGAAGUUAUUACUGGUGAGGACGGUGUUGCACGAGUAGCUGUUCUACGUACAUCCACUGGCCUUACACGUCGAGCUGUUACUAAAUUGUGCCUCCUUCCGACUAAGGAAUCAGUUGAAAGCCCUGAACUUUCAACGGAGGGGAGGAUGUUGGGAGCAGCACCUAAUUUACAUGACAUAAUUUAA
This is a messenger RNA of Anastrepha ludens (Mexican fruit fly), 1029 nucleotides long. RefSeq lists its product as uncharacterized. NCBI's taxonomy places the organism in Eukaryota, Metazoa, Arthropoda, Insecta, Diptera, Tephritidae. The transcript has a single exon. Gene Ontology annotation, biological process: DNA integration. Gene Ontology annotation, molecular function: nucleic acid binding. The record is from RefSeq and is a predicted model, not a curated record. Bases 1 to 1029 code for a protein of 342 amino acids.